AUGGAUGCGCCCGUGCCAAAGCUCACCGAGCUCCUCCGUCAUCCCGAUGACCUCGACAAGAUCGCCGGCCUGAAGCAGGAAUUUUCCCGAAAGAAGGCUGCUGUCGACUCACAACUCCGUGGCGGCCUUCGCGAGCAGCUGGAGACGACACAGUCAGGCAUGACUGGCCUCACGGACGGGCAGAAGACGGUGCAGCAGAUCAAGGAGGAGAUGAUCAAGAUCGACCGCCUGUGUUCAGAGUCGCAGAACAUGAUCAAGGAUUUCGCCAGCAUCAACUUGGUGUCUCAGGCACAUCGCAAUUUCGGCGCUGUCGAGGCGAUGCGCAAGAACCUGGAGACUUUCAACGAGCGUCUAGAGAUCGUCGAGCGAAUGUUGAGCGAGGAUGAGAGCGACAAGGAGAACAUGCCGAACCUCUUGCCGAUACACUACGAGCUGACACAACUGAGGAAUAUCCGAGAUGAUGCCAUGGAGCAAAUUCAAAGAGCGGAGGACCCAAGUCUGGAGUCAACACUCGAGGACUACUUUCAGAGACUGGAUACCAUGAUCGACUGGUUUGACGAGCAUAUCGGUAUUCUAGCUCUGAACCUUAUUAAUUUGGUCGUUAAUGACAAUAAUGGCCUGGUGGUACGUUUUGCUGUCGUGAUUGAGGCGGAAGAGAAGAGCGAUCAACGAGUGCUGGCACUGCAAGAAGCGUUGAGAGACCACAAGGAGAUGGCGACAAGGUUCCAGAGUAUAACCGACGGUGCAAAAAAGGUCCGAGGUUACAAGGACAAAUUCACACAAGCCAUCAAGAUCAGUGUCGAAGGACAGUUCGCGGAGGCAAGAGGCGAAUUCUUGGACGACCCUUCGGCACUUGAUAAGAUUCUCAAAUGGUACUUCAACGACCUCAACGCCGUUAAAAUGGGCAUGGCCCCCUUGAUGCCUAAGAAAUGGAAGAUUCUCAAGACCUAUGGGGACAUUUACCACCAAACAAUGCACGACUUCUUGGUGGGAAUGAUCGAUGACCAGGACUCUAGUUCUGCCAAUACCUUGGAGAUCAUCAACUGGCCCGAAAAGUACUAUAAAAAGAUGAAGAAGCUGGGAUUCAAGCAGGAGGACCUAGCGCCUCAUGUCAUCGACUCAAGAGAAACGGAACUGGUGCGCGACUUCCGCCAGCUCAUCAUCAAGUUCCUGGAUGAAUGGAUCGAGCGAAUAUUCAAUGCAGAGCUUAAGGACUUCGCCGAGCGCAAUGUUGAAGGUUCUAACCUGGAUCAGGAUGAGUAUGGCUACUUCCGAACCAAGAACCUCGUCGACAUGUGGCGUAUGCUGCGUGAGCAGAUUGAUGCUGCUGCCAACUCAAAGCGUAUGGAUGUUAUUGAGGGAGUCAUCGACGCCAUGUUUCUGCGAUUACGUGGCAGGCAGCAGUCGUGGCAGAAGAUGCUCGACGAAGAGGCCAUCAGGUACGAGACUGGGAAGAUGCCUGAGCUCGAAGGAUUCCAGCCACUUCAAGAUUGGCUUGUGGCCACGGCAAACGACCAGAUUGCCUGCGUUGACGACAAUGAGGAAGAAGGCAGGCUAGCGUACCUGUCCAAUUUCAAGCAAAAGUUUGAGCCCCUCGUAUCGCCGGCGUACAUGGAGCGCGCCGAGGGCGAAGUUGAGCUGCUACGGGAUGGCUAUGUGGAUUUCAGCACGUGGUGCAUCACCAAGUUUGUUCAGCUGAUUUUCUCCGUCGACUUCAAGUUGGUCAUGCCCGACUUCUUCACGCCCAAGUGGUACACAAGCACAGCCAUGAAACAGAUGGUGGUAACGUUUGAGGAAUACGUCAACGACUAUAGCCAAGUUCUGCACCACUCUCUUGUCGACAUCUUCACAGAAAUCUUCGCCGACGAGUUGCUCGUCCGCUACCUUACAUCAGUUCGCAACAAAGGAGCCAAGUUUCGCCGCACCGAUCCCUUCCAGGACAAGCUGUUCAACGACAUUUCGACGGCAUUCGAGUACUUUGGUGCCCUUCCUAAUCCGGACGUCGGCAACUCCGUCAAGCAGACGUGGCGUGUUACCGAGUACUUUCUGCAACUGCUUACCGUCGAGAAGGACGCGCUCCCAGACACCUUUGAGGGCUUCAAGAUGGCUUACUGGGAUUUGCAGAUGACGUGGGUGGAGGCAGCGCUGCGGUCGCGCGAUGACUUUGAAAGGAGCAUGCUCAACGCCGUCAAGGCACGAGCGGCGCAGAUUGAUGUGGUCAGGGGUCCAGAGACAAUCAUGAGCAAGGUCAAGUGA
This is a messenger RNA of Colletotrichum chrysophilum, 2256 nucleotides long. RefSeq lists its product as uncharacterized. Gene Ontology annotation, biological process: exocytosis; exocyst localization. NCBI's taxonomy places the organism in Eukaryota, Fungi, Ascomycota, Sordariomycetes, Glomerellales, Glomerellaceae. The transcript has a single exon. The record is from RefSeq and is a predicted model, not a curated record. Gene Ontology annotation, cellular component: exocyst. Bases 1 to 2256 code for a protein of 751 amino acids. Gene Ontology annotation, molecular function: SNARE binding.